Molecule: messenger RNA, 1089 nt
Organism: Fusarium subglutinans
Lineage: Eukaryota; Fungi; Ascomycota; Sordariomycetes; Hypocreales; Nectriaceae
Product: aminoglycoside phosphotransferase
Exons: 1
Coding region: 1-1089 (362 amino acids)
Source: RefSeq, a predicted model, not a curated record
AUGCCUCCAAUCACAGGAAAAGUGAAUGGCGUUAUACGGUCGAACGAGCCGUUGCCGCUGACGUUCGAUGAGCUUACGAAGUAUUGGUUCACCCAGGUUCUCAACAAGCCUGUCCAAGACGUUAAGGUCAUCGAGACUAUCCAUGGAACGGCUUCCAAAAUCUUAAUAAAAUUAACGUUCGACAAUGGUACCGAUGGCAGCCCCAGCAAUAUUUGCGUCAAAGGCGGAUUCAACUCUGACAUUCGAGAGUCUUUGCCCUUCCUCUACGCCAUUUACCGACGUGAAGCAGAGUUCUACUACUACCUUGCCCCAGAGCUCAAGAUCCCUCUUCCACCGGUAUUGUAUGCUGGCACAGAUACUUUGACUGGACAGGGCAUCGUUGUAAUGACCGAUCUCAAAGCUCAGGGUUACACAUUUGGUGACCCACUCGAGACAUGGCCGGUUGAGAGGGCAAGAAUGAGUGUCAAGCAGCUAGCUACUCUCCAUACCAGCACGUGGGAGGAUAUAAGUGAAGCCAAUCCCUCAGUGAGCGAGACUGUUUCUAUCAGAGAUGCAAUUGUGGGUUUGUUGGCACCAGAUGAAUGGGAUAAACGUUUUGCUCCAGAUGCGCGACCUCCAGUUCCUGAGUUCAUGGAGGAUCGGGAGCGCAUGACGCUAACAUUCAAGGCUCUUUGGGAGUCAGAGUCCAAAAUGAAGUGCCUCGUCCAUGGUGAUGCACAUAUUGGAAACACGUUCGUCUCCCCCACAGGAGAGCCUGGCUUCCUUGACUGGCAAGUCAUUCACGCUGCAUCACCCUUGCACGACGUUGCUUAUUUCAUCGGCGGGUCACUGUCAAUUCAAGAUCGCCGCGAUCAUGAGAAAGACCUCUUGCAGUCUUAUCUCAGCGCUCUGAAGCUUGCGGACGGCCCGGAACUUGAGAUGGUGGAUGUUUGGGAGGAGUACCGGCGACAAACCUUUCACGGCUUUGCAUGGGCCCUUGCUGGGCCACUGAUGCAGAGCCGCGAUAUUGUUGAUGCUAUGGUGGAACGACACUGCGCUGCGAUUGUAGAUCACAAGAGCAUAGAAUUACUGGACUUUGGGGAGGUAUAA